AUGAGCAAGUACUUAACAAUCUUUCUCUUUCUCUCAAUUUGCCUAAUUUCAUCAUCAUGGGCUAACAAAAGUCAUGAUAACUUUGUUGAAUGUCUUUCUCACAAAAUUAUCAACUCAACCUUAUUAUCACAAGUCAUCCACACUCCAAAGAACUCAUCAUAUUCAACCAUUUAUAACUCCUUUUUUUCACAAAACCCAAGGAUAACCUCCCACUUCAAACCAUCAAUUAUUUUCACACCUUCGAAUGCAUCACAAAUCCAGGCAGCUAUAUAUUGCUCCAAGGUACAUGACCUACAAAUCAGAAUUCGAAGCGGUGGACAUGACUAUGAGGGACUUUCAUACAUUUCUGAGAACCCAUUUGUCGUAAUUGAUCUUAGAAACCUAAGAUCAAUAUCCAUUGAUACCGAGAAAAGGACUGCUUGGAUUCAAGCUGGGGCGACCCUAGGGGAAGUUUACUAUAGAAUCGCUCAAAAAAGUAAAAAACUGGCCUUUAUUGCUGGGGUUUGCCCUAGUGUUGGUGUUGGUGGACACUUAAGUGGUGGAGGCUAUAGCAUGAUGUCACGAAAAUUUGGUACUGCUGCUGAUAACAUCAUUGAUGCAAAAUUAAUCGAUGCCAGCGGACAAAUUCAGGAUCGAGAAUCAAUGGGUGAGGAUCACUUUUGGGCUAUUAGAGGAGGGGGAGGGACUAGUUUUGGUCUCAUUAUCUCAUGGAAAGUGAAAUUACUUGAUAUUCCAGAAAAGGUAACCGUAUUCAAAGUCACACGAACGUUGGAACAAAAUGCAACUCAACUAAUUUACAAAUGGCAACAUAUCGCGGACAAAGUUGAUGACAAUCUCCUCCUCAGGAUCUUCUUGUGGAAUACUGAAUCUCAACUCAGCCAUGGGAUAAAGACUGUCCACGCCUUCUUCUUUACAAUGUUCAUUGGAGGAGUCGAUGAUCUCCUCCAUGAAAUGCAAGAUAGGUUCCCGGAACUAGGGUUAGUGAAGAAAGAUUGCAUUGAAAUGGGUUGGAUCGAAUCGAUACUCUUCUUUAACAGUCUCCCUAGGGGCACAUCACCUGAUGUGCUACUACAUUGGAAUAGCUCAACUUAUAAUGUAGGAUUCUUCAAAGGGAAAUCAGACUACGUGCAACACCCAAUUUCUAUAAAUGGUCUUGAAGGUAUAUGGAAACUACUCAACCAAUUAUCAUCAAUCAAAAACUCGAACGCCAUGUUAGAAUUUAGUCCUUGGGGAGGAAAGUUGAGUGAGAAAUUAGAAUCUGAAACUCCUUUCCCUCAUAGAGCCGGAAAUAUAUUUAUGAUACAUUAUGGUGUGAAUUGGGGGAAUAUUGAAAAUUCUAAGAGAAACAUAGCUUGGAAUCGAAAACUUUAUCGAUACAUGGCUAAGUAUGUGUCAAAAUCUCCAAGAGCUGCUUAUUUCAACUAUAGAGAUCUUGAUUUAGGAGUGAACAAUAAAAGAAACACAAGCUAUGAACAAGCAAGAGCUUGGGGAGUGAAAUAUUUCAAGAACAACUUUGAUAGAUUGGUGAAAGUUAAGACAAAAAUUGAUCCAACAAAUUUCUUUAGGAAUGAACAAAGUAUUCCUCCUCUAUUAUCUUAA
Molecule: messenger RNA, 1599 nt
Organism: Solanum verrucosum
Lineage: Eukaryota; Viridiplantae; Streptophyta; Magnoliopsida; Solanales; Solanaceae
Product: berberine bridge enzyme-like 28
Exons: 1
Coding region: 1-1599 (532 amino acids)
Molecular function (GO): oxidoreductase activity; FAD binding
Source: RefSeq, a predicted model, not a curated record